Molecule: messenger RNA, 3821 nt
Organism: Microtus ochrogaster (prairie vole)
Lineage: Eukaryota; Metazoa; Chordata; Mammalia; Rodentia; Cricetidae
Gene: Alg9
Product: ALG9 alpha-1,2-mannosyltransferase
Biological process (GO): protein N-linked glycosylation
Cellular component (GO): endoplasmic reticulum membrane
Molecular function (GO): alpha-1,2-mannosyltransferase activity
Source: RefSeq, a predicted model, not a curated record
GAGCUGCUGGCUGGAGAGUACGCCUUUUACACCGCGCUGCCUCCCGCUCGAUUCUCCCAGUAGCCCGUUUGCUGUUUUCUCCCCUUCCGCGGGCCUGCAGCCCUCAAAAACACCAGCAAGCCUGUAGCCUGUAGGUCAGGGCUGCAGAAAAGGAACUGUCUGCUGUACCUGCACUUUGUAUUAGAGGCCUCUAUUCGUUUAAAGGAGGGGGCGAUAGAUAGGCUUAACGAGGGACGACGUUUAGAAAUGGGGAGGGGGCAUUGUGGCCUUCAAGUGAGCAAUUAAUUGGUUUGAGGGGAAAGGGAGUGUUGCAGGUGAAAUAGGCCAAGGUGUAUGAAGUAGUGUAUUCCCCAGUAGCAGGAAGUGGAAGGUGGGAUUGAAAAACGCAAUCCGGUAGGUGGUGGCGCACGCCUUUAAAAAAAAAAAAAAAAAAGGAAAACACAUGACAAGCCCUUCUUUUAGGUCUGGAAAUAAAGCUGGGCAAGUCUGGGCUCCUGAAGGAUCCACUGCUUUCAAGUGUCUGCUCUCAGCAAGAUUGUGUGCCGCUCUUCUCAGCAACAUCUCUGACUGUGAUGAAACAUUCAACUACUGGGAACCAACACACUACCUCAUCUAUGGGAAGGGAUUUCAGACGUGGGAGUAUUCCCCAGUGUACGCCAUUCGCUCGUAUGCUUACCUGUUGCUGCAUGCCUGGCCAGCUGCAUUUCAUGCACGGAUUCUGCAGACUAAUAAGAUUCUUGUCUUCUACUUUUUGAGAUGUCUCCUGGCUUUUGUGAGCUGUAUUUGUGAACUUUACUUUUAUAAGGCCGUGUGCAAGAAAUUUGGGCUGCACGUGAGUCGAAUGAUGCUGGCCUUCUUGGUGCUCAGCACCGGCAUGUUUUGUUCAUCGUCCGCAUUCCUUCCUAGCAGCUUCUGCAUGUAUACUACAUUGAUCGCCAUGACCGGAUGGUAUAUGGACAAGACACCCAUUGCUGUGCUGGGAGUAGCAGCCGGGGCUAUUGUGGGGUGGCCAUUUAGUGCAGCCCUUGGUUUACCCAUCGCCUUUGACUCGCUGGCCCUGAAACACAGGUGGAAGAGUUUCUUUCACUGGUCGCUGGUGGCGCUAGUUCUCUUCCUGGUGCCCGUGGUGGUCAUUGACAGCUACUAUUAUGGGAAGUUGGUGGUUGCUCCUCUCAACAUCGUUCUGUAUAAUGUGUUCACUUCUCAUGGACCUGAUCUUUAUGGUACAGAACCAUGGUAUUUCUAUUUAAUCAAUGGGUUUCUGAAUUUCAACGUUGCUUUUGCAUUGGCUCUUCUGGUCUUGCCACUGACUUUUCUUAUGGAGUACCUGCUGCAGAGGUUCCAUGUUCAGAAUUUAGGACAUCCAUAUUGGCUUACCUUGGCACCAAUGUAUAUUUGGUUUCUAAUUUUCUUCAUCCAACCUCACAAAGAGGAACGAUUUCUUUUCCCAGUAUAUCCACUUAUAUGUCUUUGUGGCGCUGUUGCUCUUUCUGCACUUCAGAAAUGUUACCACUUUGUGUUUCAACGAUAUCGCCUGGAACAUUACACUGUGACGUCCAGCUGGCUUGCAUUAGGAACAGUCUUCCUGUUUGGGCUCUUGUCAUUCUCUCGCUCUGUGGCUCUGUUCAGAGGAUAUCAUGGGCCCCUUGAUCUGUAUCCAGAAUUUUACCGAAUUGCCACAGACCCAACCAUCCACACUGUCCCAGAAGGCAGGCCUGUGAAUGUUUGUGUGGGAAAAGAAUGGUACCGAUUUCCCAGUAGCUUCCUUCUGCCUGAUAACUGGCAACUUCAGUUCAUUCCAUCAGAGUUCAGAGGUCAGCUACCAAAGCCUUUUGCAGAGGGACCACUGGCCACUCGGAUUGUUCCUGCUCACAUGAAUGACCAGAACCGAGAGGAGCCUUCCAGAUAUAUUGACAUCAGCAAAUGCCAUUACUUAGUGGACUUGGAUACCAUGAGAGAGACACCUUGGGAGCCAAACUAUUCAUCCAACAAAGAAGAGUGGAUCAGCCUGGCCCAUAGACCAUUCCUGGACGCAUCUAGGUCUUCAAAGCUAUUUCGGGCAUUCUAUGUCCCCUUCCUGUCGGAUCAGUAUACAGUGUAUGUGAACUACACCAUCCUUAAGCCUCGGAAAGCAAAGCAAAGCAGGAAGAAAAGUGGAGAGUGGAGGAGAGCAGAAGCCGCUCCCAGAAGAGCUGAGAGCCCUUGACUGGCUGUGUGUGCUAGCAGUUCUGCACACUCUGGCCUGGCGUCUGGGAACUAGCAAGCCUUCUUUAGGGUACCUGGUUUCUCCACCAAAGCUGUUUGGCAGCUCCUAGCAGACCUUGUUCAAAUCCGAGUGCUGAAAAGCACAGCCUAGUCGCCAAGUGACAUGUCCUUUCACCUCCCGCAAGACGCAUUGCAGGACUGCAACCCUGGCCUGGGAGCUCAGGAAAAAGGCGACCACUGAAGAACUGUGACCUAAUCUUAUUAUUUAUGAUGCCUCUAAUUUUCAUUUUAUUUUCUUUAAAAUCAAUAAUAAUCAUAUGGCUAUUUGUGAAGGGUUUUAAGAUUUUAAAAAAAGUUUCAGCAUGAUAUAUCUUGAAUCCUAGACUCUGUACAACUAUAUUGGGCAUCUUUGGAGAGAAGUAUAUCAGUAGAGUUGGGUGACAUCAUAUUUUAAAGUAGCUUGAGGCCAUUUUGCGGACAUUGAGAAUUCCUUUGUGUAAAAUGACAGCCCUGGUGAAAUGAAAAGGACAGUGUGUAUAUAUAGCACCCACACUUCAAUUCUGCUGCAAGGUGUCCUUGAGCAGGCACGUCUAGUUGCAUAGGCGGUGGUAAGGACUACCAAAGGCUGCCUGUUAGUUCCCCUUCCCUUUCAAUACGGCACAAUGUGUAAGACAUUUCCUCAGUGUCUCAUUUGAUCCCCAGCCACUGCGAGGACCCACUUCACAGAAGAGGAAGCAGAUGAGGGGGACAGGAGAAGUGGCUUGUCUCUUGUCAUAUGUGUGGGCAGGAAGUCAUAGGCCUGGGUGUCGAAUCCAGGCUGUCUGACUUCUCACGUUCUCAGACUAUCCAUGCCUCUCCUCCACCUAUGAAACACGACUUGGGAGGAGGAUUAGAUUGACCACAGGCCACGUUUGUUUUGCCAAUUUCUGUUUUAAGGAAGAUGUUAGGUACAGUUCUUUGAGUCCUUUGGAGCCUGUGGGUGACACCUCACUUAGCAGUGCUUUGUGGUAUUGCCAGACCUCGGUAGGAAGGUCCUGACUCUAUAACCCACAGGAUCUUCUGCAUACAGGCUUCUUGUUGUCCCUGUGGGCCAUGUUACAGGUGCCUUAUUUCCUUUAAGGGUGACAGGUUCUAGUAGUGCAGAGGGUAGAUCUGAUUUUCAAGGUUUCCAUUUUCCUGUUUCCUUUUUUUUUCUUUUUAAGGAAAGUAACUUUCUAAUGUGAAUUAGUCUCAAUAAAAGAAUAAAGAGGACAGAAAAAUAAGUAGUUAAAUGAAAAUAUUUACUCUUGGGGGUUCCCCCUCUGAAAGAAUACCGAUUGGAGUUGAUGAAGCAGAGGUGAGGCAGCAGGUUCAGACAUACAGAAUGACAGCUGCACAGGAAGAAUAGACCACAGCCCUACUGUGCGCAUGGUCCCUGAAAUUCUGUUCUCAGCACCUGAUCACCACUUUCCAAGGCAAACAGUGGGGUGUGAUCUGAAGACCAGAACUGCAGUGAAGCCUAUCUAUCUCAGAAGCCGAGGCCCUGUAGGAUGCACAGAAGAGUCGAUGAUGGGGUUCAGAGUGUUGUUCGCAUGUUUACUGUGUGGAAGACCCAGGGUUCAGUUCCUUUUUUUUUU